AUGGCCAUACAUAAAUCUCUCUCCCUCGCUUUUCUCCUCUUUUUCCUACCCUUUCUUUCUUCUUCCCAUGCAACAAUAUCAUCUGCAACAGCAGGACUGCCAGAAGCAGAGGCUCUCCUGAAAUGGAAAGCCAGCCUCUCACCAGCACAAGUUCUCCACUCAUGGUCACUUCCUGCUACUAAUGCCAGCACCAACACCGUAUCUCCAUGCAAAUGGACUGGGAUCUCAUGCAACAGCCUUGGAAGUGUAACAGAGAUAAGCCUACCGAGUGCAGGCUUGCAAGGUAAGCUCGACAACUUGAGCUUCCCCUCAUUUCCAAACCUCAUUCAUCUCAAUCUCAGUGGCAACACUCUCAUUGGAACCAUCCCAGCUCAUAUCGGCACUCUUUACAAACUCAUGUCCCUCGAUCUGUCUGCAAAUAGUAUAAGUGGAUCAAUACCCCUAGAUAUAGGGAAUCUUGUGAAUUUGAAUGAGCUAGACUUGUCCAUUAACCACCUAGAUGCUUCUAUCCCUUCCACUUUAGGGAACUUGUCAAAUCUUUCCAUCUUGUACCUGGACCAAAAUCGAAUCUCUGGCUCCAUUCCUCCACAAAUUGGGAAUCUAAAAGAUCUGGUUCAGUUGUCAUUGUUCCAGAACAAUCUGACUGGUCCAAUUCCUCCUGCUUUGGGUUCUAUCCCUUCUACUUUAGGGAACUUGUCAAAUCUUUCCAUCUUGUACCUGCACCAAAAUCGAAUCUCUGGCUCCAUUCCUCCACAAAUUGGGAAUCUAAAAGAUCUGGUUCAGUUGUCAUUGUUCCAGAACAAUCUGACCGGUCCAAUUCCUCCUGCUUUGGGUAAUUUGAGAAACCUUACAUUGUUGCUCGUCUACCGCAAUCAAAUUUCUGGUUCAAUUCCUCCACAAUUUGGGAAUUUAACGAAUCUCGAUAAUCUUGAUCUAUCCAAUAACAGUCUAACAGUUCUAUUCCUCCGGAACUCGGGAAUUUAA
Magnolia sinica is the source of this 984-nucleotide messenger RNA. RefSeq names its product probable leucine-rich repeat receptor-like protein kinase At1g35710. The record is from RefSeq and is a predicted model, not a curated record. The coding region runs from base 1 to 984 and encodes 327 amino acids. NCBI's taxonomy places the organism in Eukaryota, Viridiplantae, Streptophyta, Magnoliopsida, Magnoliales, Magnoliaceae. The transcript is spliced from 3 exons. Gene Ontology annotation, molecular function: protein binding.